UCAUUGCAGGGGUCGUAGUUUAUUUGUGUUUGAACAAUGUCAUAACACAGAGUGCGAGACUUUGCGAGGUGUUAAGAAGGAGAGGACGACAACGUGGGACAGAUCAGGACUGAAAGAGAAGCCAACAUGGGUUUUGCAGAUCUUCUAGAUGAAAUCGGUGGACUUGGACGCUUUCAGCUGAUCCACAUCAUGCUGCUGUCCAUCCCGGGUCUCCUGAUGGCCAGUCAGAAUUUACUCAAUAACUUCACGGCAGGAAUCCCGGCACAUCACUGCACCAUUCCCAACCUGACGUCGGCCCUGAACCUGUCCAUGUCUGAGGAAGACGAGAUCUCUCUGCUGAGAGCCUUCAUACCAGAGGCAGAGUCUCAGCUCUCAAAAUGCAGCAGGUACCUUCAGCCCCAGUGGCACCUGGUCGAAAGAAACCACAGUCACUCUGGGAAUGUGAAUUUGACUGAAAUGGAGACGGAGAGCUGCGUGGACGGAUGGACUUACAAGAGGACUGAGUUUAUCUCCACAAUCGUGUCUGAGUGGGAUCUGGUGUGCCGUCUCCGGCCACUCAAACAGAUGAGUCAAACCAUCUACAUGGGUGGAGUUCUCACAGGUGCCAUUAUUUUUGGAGGGCUUUCAGACAGGUUUGGGAGGAAGAUGUUACUCACCUGGUCGUAUUUUCAAUUGGCUGUGUUAGGGACCUUCACUGCUUUUUCUCCAUCGUACCUGGCUUACUGCACCUUCCGCUUCUUCACCGGCAUGGCUGUGUCAGGGGUUAUCCUCAACACCGUCUCACUCAAGGUGGAAUGGAUCCCCACAAAGACCCGCACCCUGGUGGGUUCCCUCUCAUCCUUUUUCUUCACCUUUGGUCAGAUGAUCCUGGCAGGAGUAGCAUACAGCUUGAAAGACUGGAGGAAACUGCACCUGGCCGUCUGCUCCCCGUUUUUCAUCACUUUCCUCUACAGCUGGUGGUUCUCGGAGUCAGCACGAUGGUUGGUGUUGAACGGUCGCUCGGGCGAAGCUCUGCAGCAGCUCCACCGUGUGGCCAGGAUCAAUGGCAAACAUGAAGUGGUGGAGAAAAUCACGCUGGAGGUGCUGCAGUCACACAUGCAGAAAGAAAUUCAGUCCAGUAAGAUGGUGUUCACGGCGUAUGACCUGCUGCGCACUCCCGUCAUGAGGAGGAUCUCCCUGUGCCUCAUAGCUGUCUGGUUCUCUACCAGUUUUGCGUAUUAUGGUCUGGCUAUGGACCUGCAGAAGUUCGGCGUGAACAUCUACCUGAUGCAGGUAAUAUUCGGGGCAGUGGAUAUUCCCGCUAAACUGGUAGCUCUGGUCAUGCUGAGCUUUUUAGGUCGGCGUUUAACACAGGGCACGUGUCUGCUCGCAUCGGCCUUCGUCAUCUUCAUCAACAUCUUCAUCCCUAAAGACAUGCAGAUCCUGAGGACGAUGCUGGCUGUGCUGGGGAAAGGGUUCACCUCCGCGUCCUUCACCUGUGUGUACCUGUUCACUGGAGAACUUUAUCCUACAGUCAUCAGGCAGACUGGGAUGGGUUUUGCCUCCACUAUGGCUCGUAUCGGCUCCAUGGCAGCUCCAGCGGUUCUUAUCCUUGAUGACGUGUUUCCUGCGUUGCCCAGCAUUGUUUAUGGAACGGCAGCCAUAAUCGCCGGAGUCACUGCGUUUCUGCUUCCUGAAACUCUGAAUGUGCCGCUGCCCGACACCAUCGCAGACGUGGAGGAGAAAUGGUCGAAGAAACUGGGCAGGUUUCAGGAGCAGGUGCAGUGCGAGACCAUGGCACUCGACACACUCGGUCACACAUGCAGAGGAACGUGAGGCGCAACGAUCGAGUGGACUCCACGCUCUCAAACACACUCUCAACACACUCUGUUUAUUCAACGUUUAUUCAUACGGAUCCUGUGUCAGGCUUUAACCUUCAUGUAGUGUACAUGAGAUGAAAAUAAAAAGAAUGGAAAAAUCACAGUUACCGCUGCUCUGCUUUCCUGUCUCACUGCAAUGCAUUAUGGGUAUUUCAAUUUGUUCACACGGGCAAUCGUUACGAAAACACACAU
Molecule: messenger RNA, 2051 nt
Organism: Ictalurus furcatus (blue catfish)
Lineage: Eukaryota; Metazoa; Chordata; Actinopteri; Siluriformes; Ictaluridae
Gene: oatx
Product: organic anion transporter X
Exons: 10
Coding region: 127-1815 (562 amino acids)
Biological process (GO): transmembrane transport
Cellular component (GO): membrane
Molecular function (GO): transmembrane transporter activity
Source: RefSeq, a predicted model, not a curated record